AUGGUUCGGGUUCGCUGGGUUUCUGGGAAAGACCUGGCCAGAAUACCCGACGGGGAGCUGACCGAUGUUGAGUCCUUGAAGAAGCAUCUUCGUGUGGAGACUGGUGUUCCCAGGUGCCUCCAACAGCUCGUUCAUGAAGGUCGAAAAUUGGAUGAUACGGAGGAGAUAGGAGAAGGCAUGGAGGUUCAGUUGAUCCUGCACUUGUCAUGUGUCGAAUCAGUUGGACAUGAGCUGCAAGAUGCGGCUGCGAAUGGUCAUGACGAGGCUGUGCGCUUGCUGUUGGACGCCGGCUUGGAUGCGAACUUCACCGUUGAAACUGAUGGCCAAACAGCUCUCAUGUUAGCAUCUGGCAACGGCCAUGAAGAGGUGGUGCGCUUGCUGCUGGAAGCUGGAGCGGCCAAGGAUUUGAUGUCCCCGAAAAGGCACGGUCACACGGCUCUCAUGUUGGCCUCUGCCGCAGGCCAUGCUGGAGUAGUGCGUUUGCUGAUGCAAUCGGCCGCAGACUCGACGUUGAGGGGCAGGCACGGCCACACGGCCCUCAUGUUGGCAGCUCUCUCAGGUCACGCCGAGGUGCUCCGAUUGCUAUUGGAACACGAUCAUGCCAAGGACUUGCAGGACGUCUUCGGGCAAUCAGCGCUGAUGUCAGCAUCUCAAUCAGGCCACACUGCAGCGGUGGGUUUGCUACUGGAAGCUGGUGUAGCCAAGAACUUGAGGAAUAACAUGGGUAGGAACACGGCCCUCAUGCUCGCAUCUUCUGCGGGCCAUGCUGGGGUGGUACACCUGCUUUUGAAGGCCGGUGCAGACCCGUGUCUGGUGGAUGACACAGGAAUAUCGGCCCUUCUGUUGGCAUCCUGGGGUGGCCACGGUGAGGUGGUGCGCUUGCUGGAAGCGGACAGCAGGAAAAGGCAGCUUUCAUGUUGGCAAAUACAGGAUGCGAUUCAGCGUUGCUGCAUGUGCUGGAGCCAGUGGAAGGAACUUGCCACACGAGGAUGGCUUGUGGGAGCCUGA
This is a messenger RNA of Symbiodinium sp. CCMP2592, 1008 nucleotides long. The record is from the annotation of a GenBank genome assembly. Lineage: Eukaryota; Dinophyceae; Suessiales; Symbiodiniaceae.